Molecule: messenger RNA, 4113 nt
Organism: Motacilla alba alba
Lineage: Eukaryota; Metazoa; Chordata; Aves; Passeriformes; Motacillidae
Gene: TRIM45
Product: tripartite motif containing 45
Exons: 6
Coding region: 156-1739 (527 amino acids)
Biological process (GO): positive regulation of DNA-templated transcription
Cellular component (GO): nucleoplasm; chromatin
Molecular function (GO): ubiquitin-protein transferase activity; protein binding; zinc ion binding
Source: RefSeq, a predicted model, not a curated record
CUGGCAGCCCCCGCCCCUCACAGCGCGGCCCCCGCGCUCCUCACGGGGCGGGCGGCGCCGGGGCGGGGAACGACCCCGUGCUGUGGGGCGGCGCGAGGCGUUCCCGACGGGAAUGCUCGGCGGAGCGCCCGCGAGGGGCCGCGCGGGCUGCCGGCAUGUCGGGGCCGCGCUGCCCGCAGUGCGCCCAGCCCUGCGUGUCGCCGCGGCUGCUGCCCUGCCUGCACUCGCUGUGCGAGCCCUGCCUGCGGCGGCUCGGGCCGCCGGAGGGGCCGCCGGGCGCCGCCCGCCCCGUCCUGUGCCCGGUGUGCGACGCCGAGCUGUCGCUGCCGGCCGGCGGCGUGGGGCAGCUGCCCCCCGACUGCCUGGCCGGGAGCCGCGGCCGGGCCGCGGCCGGGUGCGACCUCUGCGCCGACGGGGCGGCGGCCGGGCGGUGCCUGAGCUGCGGCCUCCGCCUCUGCCGCUUCUGCUGCCGGGCGCACAGGAGACAGAAGAAAACGGCCUCCCAUGCUGUGACAGAGCUGGAGAACACCAAGGAUUGCAGCCAGGCCGGGAAGCCUCUCCUGUGCCCCUCCCAUCCCACAGAGGAGCUGCAGCUGUUCUGCGAGCAGUGUGACCAGCCUGUGUGCCGGGACUGCGUUCUGGGCAGACACCGCCAGCACCCCUGUGACUUCACCGCCAAUGUCAUCCACAGGCACGGGGACGCCCUGCGGGAGCUGCUGAAGAGCAGCCAGCAGCACAUGGACACCCUGGAGGAUGUGCUGAGCCAGGUGGAUGAGAUGGGCAGCGCUGUCCGCAGUCGCGCAGAGGCUGUGGCCGCAGAGAUCUGCCUGUUUGCCAGGGGCUACGUGAAAGCGAUUGAAGAGCACCGGGACCGGCUGCUGAAGCAGCUGGAGGACUUGAAGGUGCAGAAGGAAAACCUGCUGCACUUGCAGAAGGCCCAGCUGCAGCAGCUGCUGCUGGACAUGAGGACAGGCGUGGAGUUCACAGAGCACUUGCUGAUGAACGGCUCAGAUGUGGAGAUCCUCGUCUCCAAAGGGGUGGUGUCCAGCCGUCUGACGAAGCUCAACAGCGUUGCUUACAGCACCCACCCCAGUGUGGAUGACAGGAUCCAGUUCUCCCCCCACGAGAGGGCAGGGCAGUGUUGCGGCUAUGAAGUUUUUGGGGCCAUUCUCAAUAAAGUGGUUGAUCCGGCCAGAUGUACCCUGCAUGGGGAAGAUCUCCACAGUGCCCGUCAGAACCAGCUGAGUGGCUUUACCCUGCUGUGCAAGGACACUACAGGGGAGCGCAUGGGGCGAGGAGGAGAGGCUGUGCGGGUCACCAUCACCCACAAGGACAAGAGGGACUGUGCAGUCAAGCCAACAGUGUGUGAUAAUGGUGAUGGGACCUACUGUAUUUCCUACAGCCCUGAGGAGCCAGGCUUGUAUGCUGUCUGCGUCUGUGUGAAAGGGCAACAUGUGCAGGGCUCUCCCUUCACUCUGAUGGUGAAGCACAAGUUCCGUGAGCACCGGGGGGUGUUUCACUGCUGCACGUUCUGCUCCAGCGGAGGCCAGAAAGCCGCUCGCUGUGCCUGUGGUGGCACCAUGCCAGGUGGGUACCAAGGCUGUGGCCACGGACACAAAGGUCACCCUGGCUGCCACCACUGGUCAUGCUGUGGACAAGUGAAGGAGAGCUCAGAGUGUUUGUGUGGGCCGCCCAGUGACACCUCACAGAGGAGUUUGCUCAGGACAGUGGCACUCUGAGCAGCCAGGUGAGCUCCUGGGAGUCCAGGUGCUGCUGCUGGCUGCUCCAGGAGCACAAAUGAUCCAUGAGGGUCCAUAUGAUUGAUCCCUGCAUAGCCUUGCUGCCAGCAAACAGCAUGAUGGGUGUGAGUUGAGAGAGGGGGGAUGAGGGAAAAUAAAAACCGUGCCUUAUGUUCCACCCAGGGGCGUGUAUGCAAAGUUAUUUUGUGCUCAAACAGGACCAAAUUCUGGGAAUUGUACUGCUGCCUACGCUUCUGAGGACUUGUGGCCUGUGAGGACAUACUCUAAGGGGAAACUCAUUCUGAGCAGUAACCUCACAGGAGGGUCAAAUGUGUCCUAUUUUGCAAGGUCAACAGCCUCUGCUGUCCUUCUUGGUGAGGUUAAAGCUGCUCAUUGGGGCCUUUCCAAAGGGUUUAUCAUCAUGCCUUGGAAGGGCUUGGCAACCUUAAUAUGGCUUCUGCCUCCCUGCUGGAUAUGCAUCUGGAUUCCAGCCUUGAAUGUGUGCACAUAGCACAGUCAUGCUUCUGGGAGCUGCUCUUUGUUUGCAACUCCUACACUUCCUCCAGGUAUACUGUAGUCUCAUUAUACCCUGACUGCAAAGUACAGGCAAGGUGAGUUAGUAAUGUGUCUGAAGGAGGGCCCAGAAAACCUCCUGGCACUGAUAGGAACAGGAAAUGGAGUGUCAUUCACCUGGUCUGUUUUAUGUGGGACACAGUGCUGCUGGGGGUGGUGGGGGAGCCAGGGCAGUGCCCAGCUCACCAAGGGAAGAUCUGGGGGCAGUUUGAGCAUGAGUAGGAGUCACAGACACAAAUUUGCAAUUGUCUGUCCAGAGCUGAAGCACAGGAGAUGGAACACAGCAAAACUGGAUUUCGCUUGUGCAACCUUGGCAAGGCAUUGACCAACCCAUAGUUGGGGAAAUGGCAUCUGUGAUGAGGAAGAAGAGGCACUCCCCUAGAAGGGCAGUUGCCACCCUGCUGCCAUCUGCUUGCUUGGGUGAAGCAGACACCCUGAAUACCUUCCUUUACAAAACACAUUUCUGUCAAUGAGACUGGGAACACCACUGCCCUGAGGGUAACCUUGCCAGUAGGUGUGUGUGGCUAGGGGCUCCUAAUUCUGCCUGAGGAGCACAAGGUCCCACUGUUGGUCACUCAGGGAGAGGAAUGCUGUUCCACUGUCAACAGCAGGGACUGGGUCUUGCUUUCUGCAUUAUGGCAGCUGGCUUGCAAGUAGUAGAAACCUGGACUAUCUAUUUGUUUGCUCAGCCUUAGAAGUCUCUCAUUUGUUGUUUGUUCCUCUUAAAAAGCCAGUUUUGAAACUUCUUCCCAGCAAAGGAGAUAGAUAUCCUUAUGCAAAUGCUGUUUAUAACUUUCCAUAAAUCAUCCAGAAAGCUUCCCUGUCAAACAAUCAGGGAAGGCUAGACAGUUUAAAUCUCCAAGUCAGGCAAUUUAAGGUUGCUGAGUCUGAAAUUUCAAAGCAAAAGUUUAGUUUGAGUUGGCCAUUAAUGUAACAAAUAGUAGCUCAUUCUCAUCCUUACUAUAUACAGAGUCAAUGCUUAGUGCAGAAUGUGAUGUAAACUAAAAUGCUUAAAUUUUUGUGUCUUUCUAAUUCUUUCCCCCCACCCCUUAGGUGUGUUUUUUCUUUUUUUUUCUCAGAGCCUCCAUGCUGUCUUGCAGAGGGAACACAUAAGGACAGCACUACCUUCUAGGCACAUAAUUUCUGACUAAAAACAUCUUAGUCCUCUCAGACAGAGGAAUGUGUUUUCUCUUGGUGUUAGGUAUCCCUUACACACCCUGUCGCUGAUGUUUUCCAAGAAGCUGUUUGUCAGAAUUACACCAAUGAAAUUUAAACCCUUCAUGGAACUGCAGCUCUCCACCUAACAUGGGCAGAGCAGUUUUUGAACAGCUUGGGUCAGGUUCUGGUAUUGAUUUUUUUCUUUUUGUUAGACUUGAAGGCCCAGUUGGUCCCAGGGAUUAGGAAGUAUUGGCCAGCUACCACUGUGUGCUUGAUGUUGGAUAAAAGACAUUUAAUGACUUUAGUCACUUUGGGGGGUGGGGAGGGACUAGGUCAGAAUUUCCUCCCAUUAUUUGACAGCAGCCUUUGCCCUCAGUCUUUAUAAUUCAGAGUACUUUGCAAAUGAAUACAUCCUUCUGAUCUUCUGGAGUCUGAUAUUAGACCCCAGCGUUCAUUCCCAAGAUAGGCUUCCAGUGCUGUGUUGGUAAACACCUGGGUCAGGAGGUGCAUUAGGAAGUGUAGUUAGUCUGCUGAGCUAUAUGAUGUUAUUUCUGCCCAGCUGGUCCUUGAGGUAAUAAAGGUAUUUUCAAGACAGACGUGAAUGCAUUGCUGACAGAACUGCACUGGUAGAUAGUGAUUUAUU